ACCAACAACACAGAAACGUGUGUUUUGGUGCUGUGCGUGCUUUAUUUUAUUACAUUUUUCACCAAAAACGCGAAGGUGGAAUUUGAAAACAGUACUCUUUCACUUACUAAACAGCUGCACAACACAAUUUAGCGAAUAUGCGACGUCCAAACAAGUACGAGUCCGGUGAGGCUACCCAGUACAUUAGCCGUCGUACGGCUAUACGAAGGCUGCAGAUAUCGCUGAAUGACUUUCGCCGCCUGUGCAUUCUCAAGGGCGUCUAUCCGCGCGAACCGAAACACAGGCGUCGCGCACAGAAAGGCUCGUCGGAGAUAAAAAUUCUGUAUCAUGCGAAGGACAUACGCUUCCUCCUGCACGAGCCCAUUGUGUGGACGCUGCGUGAUUACAAGAUCUUUGCCAAGAAAACGGGCCGCGACCGCGCCAUCAAGGAUUUCCGCAACUUAAAACGCCGCCUAGCCUUGUAUCCAGAAAUUAAGCUCGAUCACAUAGUGAAGGAGCGGUAUCCAACGUUUAUAGAUGCGCUCAAGGAUCUGGACGAUUGUCUGACGCUGCUCUUCCUCUUCAGCACCUUCCCUUCGCUGCAUUUGAUACCGCGGGAGCAGUCCAAUCUCUGCCGACGACUGACCAUUGAGUUCCUGCACUAUCUGAUUGCCUCAAAGUCGCUGCGCAAGGUCUUCAUUUCCAUCAAGGGCUACUAUUUCCAAGCCGAGAUAAAGGGCCAGAAGGUCACUUGGAUUGUGCCGCACUACUAUCCCUUUAAGCCACAGUCGAAGCAUGAAGUUGACUUCAAAGUCAUGUCGAUAUUCGUUGAAUUCUAUACGAUUAUGCUCGGAUUUGUCAAUUUCCGUCUCUAUCAUGGCCUCAACAUGGCCUAUCCACCACAGUUUCCCAGCAGCGUGCUGCAGGACAACCCAGAGACUUUAAAAGAUGAGUCUACAUUCGUUUCGGAUCGCAUAGCUGCGCUGAAUUUCGAGCUGCUGCGCACAGACAAAGUGCAGGAGGAUGAGGAGGACCCGGACAUUGAUAUGGAGCUGCUCGAGCAGGAUGGUGACUCGAAGCGCAUUAUUAAAAUGAAACAGGAUGCACAGGAGGUGGCACGCUUGCGCACUCUCUUCAAGGGUCUGAAGUUCUACAUAAAUCGCGAGGUACCACGCGAGCCACUGGUUAUUAUCAUACGCUCCUUUGGCGGCAAAGUGUCAUGGGACUCCACCGUCUUUGCCGGCGCCACCUUCGACGAAGCCGAUGAGACCAUCACACAUCAGAUUGUGGACAGGCCCAGCUUAACGAAACAGUACAUCUCCAGAGACUACAUUCAGCCGCAAUGGAUAUUCGAUUGUGUAAAUCAGCGCCAGCUACUGCCCACAAAUAAAUAUUUCAUGGGCGAGGUUCUGCCGCCACAUUUGUCGCCAUUCGUCGAUGCCAAGCGCGAUGCUUACAUACCGCCCGAGGAGAGGGCCUUGCACGAUCCAUCACUCAUCGAGACACAUGCACAAAGUGACGAUGAAUCUGAGGAAGAAGCUGCCGAUGAGCAGGCAGAACAGAUGCUGCUUGAUGCACAGCUUGAACGCGCCUUUCACGAUGAGAAUAUCGAGGAUAAGAAGUACGGUGGUCGCGAUGGUGUCAGUAAAGAAGACGAAGAAGUGCCCUCCGAUGAAGAUGAGGAUGACGAGGAGGCAGAAGACGAUGAGGAAGAAGAGUUGGACCCAAAAACAAAGCGAAAACUGGAAGAACAACAGAAAAUGUCCGUUCAAUCGGGCAAGGUCCAUAAGGUGAACAAACGCCAGGUGCACAAGGCGGAGGUGGACGAGCAUCGCUUGCAGGCUCGAAUGGUGAAGCCGCGCCAUCGCGAUCUCUUCCGAAAGCUGAUACGCGAAAAACAGUCCAAGGAGAAGGAGGAAUGGCUGUUGCGGAAGAAGCGUCGCAACAUCGAAGCCACCGCCAAGGAGGCCAAGAAGACGGCAAAGCGUGAGGCACGUAAGGCGGCGGCUACCGCUGCUGCAUCGGCAGCCAAACUUAGCAGCAAAUAGGCGUCCUAUUCCUAUAAGUCUAAGCCUACGUUUAAAGUUCUUUGCAAUAAAAAUGAAAUUGAAAGAAA
Messenger RNA from Scaptodrosophila lebanonensis, 2095 nucleotides. RefSeq names its product pescadillo homolog. Bases 138 to 2027 code for a protein of 629 amino acids. Gene Ontology annotation, biological process: maturation of LSU-rRNA from tricistronic rRNA transcript (SSU-rRNA, 5.8S rRNA, LSU-rRNA); ribosome biogenesis. Gene Ontology annotation, molecular function: RNA binding. Gene Ontology annotation, cellular component: PeBoW complex; nucleolus. The transcript is spliced from 5 exons. NCBI's taxonomy places the organism in Eukaryota, Metazoa, Arthropoda, Insecta, Diptera, Drosophilidae. The record is from RefSeq and is a predicted model, not a curated record.